This is a messenger RNA of Gongylonema pulchrum, 528 nucleotides long. NCBI's taxonomy places the organism in Eukaryota, Metazoa, Nematoda, Chromadorea, Rhabditida, Gongylonematidae. The record is from the annotation of a GenBank genome assembly.
AUGGGCAGGAUCCCUUCCAGCUGUGGCGAACCCGACAUUCGUCGGGCAGUAGCUGAAGCUGGCGAACCAGCUCGCAUUAGCAUCAUUCAUUCACGUGCAUGUGCUUAUGUUACAAUGAAAGAUCGAAAGGCAGCAUUUCGAGUGAUGGAUCGCAUGCAAGGAAACUUCAAGAUAUUGGACAAAAACGUCAAACUGAGUUGGGGCAUCGGGCAGGGAUUGAAAGGCGACAAAUAUGCGGAAUAUUGGGAUUCAGAACGCGGAUAUUCUGUUAUUCCGUACAGCAAGCUGCCCGAUGAUCUGGAACCUCUUAUCGACGGAGGCCAUCUUGAAGUUGAAUCGUUACCUUCUAACCUCAAAAAUAUUUAUGAUGAGCAUGGACUGAAAGGAAAGCAGCGAGAGCCUGAGCCUGCUUCACAUCAGAGUACUUCAGAUAUACAACUGCCACAGAUGGCUCCCAAUAUGCCUCCAUAUCAGCAGUUUCCACGUUUGUCUUUUUUUUUUUUUUUUGUUGCAUUACCCCAAAGUUAA